AUGAAUAGUUAUUUAAUAAGUAAGUACUCUCAAUCAUCUCAUUAUCAUUAUAAAAAAGGAAUAAAUGACAUUUUAGAAGGAAAAAGAUGUUAAUUACUAAUCAAACUUAAAGAUCUAUAAUGUUAUGACACACCUCAAGAACAUUUAACCAAAUAUUAUCACAUUAAUCAGUUAAGAGAUAAAUUACAUAUGUUAGGAGAAUAUUAUAAAGUAUGAAAUUCAAUAAAUCAAUCAGUAUCAUAAUGACAUACCACGUUUAUUUAUGAUUCCUGCCAUUAUUCCCUUAAAUUAUUUUCAUGAUCGUAAAAGAAGACUUGCAUUUUUUAGAAUUGCUCGUUUGAUUGCUUAAGAAAAUCAUAACAACCCAGAUAAACCAUAAAAAGGAAUUGUAGGUGAUUCACCCAUACCUUUGACUAGUGAACAAAUUACUCCAUAAGAUCCUAGCUCUUCUGAUGAAGUAUAUACAACUAAAUUACAUUAGAUCCUCUCGAAAAAUGAUAAAAUCUUGUAAGGAAUCAGUUUCUUAAUUUAAGAACCUGAUUCUAUUGAAAAAAUCAAACAAUAAAUUCAAUCUAUGCUUAAAUUAAAAAAAUAACCAAAUACAUCUUCUACUAAAAUCAAUAGCAUUGGAAGUAACACAACUACUAGUAAAUCAAAUAAGUAAUCUAUUCUAAAAUAAACUAAAUAAACACAACAAUAACCACAAAAAAGCAAGUCUCCACCACUCAAAAUUUAAUCACCUUCCAUUUAAUUAAUUGAUAUGGCUUCACCUAGAGGUUAAAAACAAUCCAAAUAGAUAUCUCCAAAAAAUAUACAAUAAUUUACUAAAAGCAAACCUAAAUCACCUUCUGUCAAUAUGGCUUCCCCAGUUUAACAAUUUAUGAAAUUAUCUGCAAAGAUGAAAUAAUCAUUUAAUAAACAAUAAUGUAGUAGUGCUAGAAAUAAUACAAAUAUUCCAAAUAGUGCUAAUUAAAGAAAAAGUAGUGUUACUCAUAUUCUGAACAUACUUAAGUCACCAAACAAAAAUAGUUCUUAAUAGAUAUAACAUAUUUCAUCUACUCCUAGAGAUUAAGAAUCAAAAAGAAGUUUUAAUAAUAAAAAGGUUCAUCAAUUAGAAUUGCAAGUGAUGUCUGAUCUAUAGAGCUUAUUACAAAAAAAGACCUGUUUAACUCAUAGAAGUUCAAUGACUAAUAAAAAUUGCAUUAAGAAAAAAUUGAAUACUAGAGAACUUAAUUAGUUUAAAUGUGUAAGGUUACCCCUAUCCAAUAGAGACUUUAAUAAUCAACAAAAAGAAUGA
Molecule: messenger RNA, 1297 nt
Organism: Paramecium pentaurelia
Lineage: Eukaryota; Ciliophora; Oligohymenophorea; Peniculida; Parameciidae
Source: the annotation of a GenBank genome assembly